Molecule: messenger RNA, 7618 nt
Organism: Periophthalmus magnuspinnatus
Lineage: Eukaryota; Metazoa; Chordata; Actinopteri; Gobiiformes; Gobiidae
Product: membrane-associated guanylate kinase, WW and PDZ domain-containing protein 2-like
Exons: 22
Coding region: 265-4746 (1493 amino acids)
Biological process (GO): receptor clustering; signal transduction
Cellular component (GO): cytoplasm; dendrite
Molecular function (GO): type II activin receptor binding; signaling receptor complex adaptor activity; SMAD binding
Source: RefSeq, a predicted model, not a curated record
CAGGCUUCACAUCCGGGUCAUCCGCCAGUAUCUGUCUCUCGCAUUUGUGAGAGCCUGACAGUGUGAAAAUUACUCGCUUCGCAGCCGAGCUGUACCGCAGCCCAUCGGCCGACUCCGCGGCUCGCCGAGCGGACACUGCGCCUGGCGUGCACCGCUGAUGAUGGAGCCACGGGCGAUGUGAGGCUGCACGCACAAAGGCAGGGAAAUGACACGGUAGGAGGACUGUUGUAUGGGCCAGCCCGCGGAGAUAAACUCGCCCUAACGAUGUCUAAAAGCCUCAAGAAGAAAAACCACUGGACCAACAAAGUCCACGAAGCUGUGAUAAGCCGGGGAAAGGAAGGGGAGCUGGGUUUCGAGCUAAAGGGAGGCGCGGAAAACGGCCAGUUCCCAUACUUCGGCGAGGUGAAGCAGGGGAAGGGGUUCAUCCAGAGCGGCAAACUGGCCCAGGAUGAGCUGCUGCUGGAGGUCAACGACAUGCCAGUCGCCGGACUGACCACUCGGGACGUGCUGGCCGUGAUCAAGCACUGCAAAGACCCGGUUCGCUUCAAAUGUGUCAAGCAAGGGGGGGUGGUUGACAAGGAUUUGCGGCACUACCUCAACCUGCGCUUCUCCAAGGGCUCUGUGGACCACGACCACCAGCAGAUCAUCCGCGACAACUUGUACCUCCGCACCGUCCCUUGUACAACGCGGCAGCCUAAAGAAGGGGAAGUGCCGGGUGUGGACUACAACUUUGUGAGCGUCGAGCGGUUUAUGGAACUGGAGCAAAGUGGGGCCCUGCUAGAGAGUGGAACGUAUGAAGAUAACUUCUACGGGACCCCCAAACCUCCAGCGGAGCCUUCCCCCGCAGCCCCUCCCCUGAAUGUGAGUGAGGCCCUGCUACCCGGAGCCCGGCCCAGUGCCCAGGGCAAGAGGAAGAGGAACCAGUCCGUCAGUAACAUGGAGCAGCGUGCCAGUCUAGAGCCGCCCGAGGAGGAAGAGGAGGAAAGCCCAGUCGUCAACGGCAAUGGGGUGGCUAUCACUCCAGAGUCCAGUGAGCAUGAGGACAAGAGCACAGACGCCUCUGGGGAGGUGCCAGUGGAGGGGUCUAGCCAGCUCCCAGCCUGCUCGGAGCCCGCUGCAGAGGGAGAGGAGGAACCCAAGUCACCCUCCAAAUCCCCUGCCAAAGUGCCCGAUGCCAACGAGGAGGAGCUGGGGCCACUGCCGGACAACUGGGAGAUGGCCUACACGGAGAAGGGAGAGGUCUACUUCAUAGAUCACAACACCAAAACAACGUCGUGGCUAGACCCUCGGCUGGCUAAGAAGGCAAAGCCCCCAGAAGAGUGCAGGGAGGACGAGCUGCCCUAUGGCUGGGAGAAGAUAGACGACCCCAUCUACGGCAGCUACUAUGUCGAUCACAUCAACCGGAGGACACAGUUUGAGAACCCAGUGCUGGAGGCAAAAAGACGCCUGGAGCAGCAGAGACAGAUCCAGAGCCAGGGACUGUCUGCUCUACCCCUCCCGACUAUUUACAGAGAAAAGCCUCUGUUCACACGGGAUCCCACCCAGCUUAAAGGCACAUUCCUGUCCACAGCCCUGCAGAAGAGUAACAUGGGCUUUGGCUUCACCAUCAUCGGAGGAGACGAGCCUGACGAGUUCCUCCAGGUCAAGAGUGUGAUCCCAGAGGGGCCAGCCGCACAAGACGGAAAGAUGGACACAGGUGACGUGAUUGUUUACAUAAACGACAUCUGUGUCCUGGGCACGACUCACGCAGAUGUGGUCAAACUCUUCCAGUCCGUGCCCAUUGGUCAGAGCGUCACCUUGGUGCUCUGUCGGGGCUACCCUCUGCCCUUUGACCCUGAGGACCCUAAUGCCGCAACGGGCACCUCUUUGACCCCCAUUGGCCUGGAGCAUCGCCCCCUUGUGGUGAACGGUCGUGGCAGUUAUGACCCCUACCUGGAGUACCUGUCUCUGAGCUCCCAGUUGCCAUCUCAGAGCCUUGCCGGGACACCUCACCCAGGGGACACACACUUGGAUGGCUCCUCCCUACCCCCCACCACCCCUGGGUCAGCUGUGACACCCCACGAGGACACUGCCUCCAUGGGCUCAGGCGGGACAGCAGCUGGAGCCGGGGUAACAGUACAGCCAGCCGAGCUGCUAACAGUGACUAUGGUCAAAGGGUCGGAGGGAUUUGGGUUCACUAUCGCAGACAGUCCUACAGGCCAGCGAGUUAAGCAGGUGACUGUGGCGCAGGUGUUGGAGCCAGGCACGCCACAGGGAGCGUCAAACCUGAUCGAGGGGGACCUGAUCCUGGAGGUGAACCAGCAGCCGGUGGCCGCAGCCGGACACAAUCGUGUGGUGGAGCUGCUUAAGGAGUGUCCCGUGGGCGCAGAGGCCACCUUGCUCAUCCAGAGAGGGGGAGCAGGCCACAUCUCUCCGUGGAAGGCGUCCAAACAGUUACCAGACCAGUGGGACCAGCAUGGAAGCCCUCAGACCAACCUCUCCGGUCCGGUGCUACCCCCAGGCACACCCUUCCCGAACCAGCCCCAACACCGGACCUCAGUGCCGGACUCCACUGAGGGCUUUGACCUCAACAAACCCGACCCCUACGACCUGUACGAGAAGUCCCGGGCCCUUUACGAGAGCAGACGUCCUGAGUACGAGGAAGUGGAAGUGCACCUCCUGAGGGAAAAGACUGGAUUUGGGUUCCGGAUCCUGGGGGGAGACGAGGCGGUGCAGGCUAUUGUUAUUGGUGCCAUAAUAGAGAACACUCCGGCAGAGCGUGAUGGACGACUGCGGCCCGGCGACGAGCUCAUUUCGGUGGAUAAGAACGUGGUUGCUGGGAAACCACACAAAUAUGUAAUAGACCUGAUGCAUGCAGCUGCUCGCAAUGGCCAAGUCAGCCUGACAGUCAGGAGAAGGGUGCACAUGCCUGGUGAGCCCUGUCCGGUGAACGGCCGCAGUCCUGGCUCUGUCUCUACUCAGCACAGCUCUCCUCGCAGUGAUGCCCACGCCGCUGCUCAUGGUGUAGGCAUCCCCACGGUCACUCCUGCCCCCGAGGGAGCAGCCCUGCAGACCAGUGAUGUGGUCAUCCACCGCAAAGAGAACGAAGGCUUUGGCUUUGUCAUCAUCAGCUCCCUGAAUAGACCUGAGAACACUGCAGUCAUCACUGUGCCUCACAAAAUCGGCCGUAUCAUCGAGGGCAGCCCUGCAGACCGCUGUGGGAAGCUGAAAGUGGGAGACCGGAUCCUGGCGGUGAAUGGACAGUCCAUCAUCAGCAUGCCCCACGCAGACAUCGUCAAACUCAUCAAGGACGCAGGCCUCACUGUUACUCUGCACAUUAUCCCAGAGGAGGGUAAGAGCGCCGGUUCUCAGUCUGGCCCCAGCUCGGAGAAGCAGAGCCCUAUGACCCAGAAACACAGCCCACAGACCCAGCCCACUAGUGUAGCCCAAAUGAGCCAAGCGACGCUGCAGCCUGGUCAGCCACUGCCUGUGCCCAGUCAGAUGCCCCCUCAGCCGGGACAGGUGGUUCAGAGUGUCCCUGUGUCUAUCCCCAUUGCCCCGGGGAGCCAGCCUGUGUCAGCCGGGAGCCAGCAGAGCCCAGUCACACAGCCCUCUGCCCAGCUCUACCUUCAUGACGGCAGGUCAGAGGUUAAGGCCAGGCAGGAUGUGAAACCUGACUUCCGCCAUGCGCCCUUCACUGAUUACAGGCAGCCCCCAGUGGACUACCGCCACCCCCCGGUCACCGACUACCGCCAGCCCCCCACCCUGGACUACAGGCAUCCCCCAGGCCUGCUGGACUUCAGAGGGCACCCUACAGCGGCGCAGUUCCCCCUGGGGAUCCCCGCCGACUUCAGACAGGACUAUGACUACUUCACAGUGGAGCUGGAGAAAAGCUCCAAAGGUUUUGGCUUCAGUAUUCGAGGGGGCAGAGAGUACAAGAUGGACCUCUUUGUGCUACGCCUGGCAGAAGAUGGCCCUGCUAUACGCAAUGGCAGGAUGAGGGUUGGAGAUCAGAUCAUUGAGAUAAACGGAGACAGUACACGGGACAUGACCCACGCCCGGGCCAUCGAGCUGAUCAAGGCGGGGGGCCGGAGAGUGCGGCUGCUGCUGAAGAGGGGCACAGGCCAAGUGCCAGACUAUGACUGUGGCGGCCCCUGGACUCCCCUUUCUACAGCCCACUCUGCCCUGCAGGAAGUGACCCUGGAACUGCACCCCACCCCCCUGCUCUCAUCCCAUACAGCCCCGGAGUCCCCUCCUCAGCUCUCUCUAGAGGCCACAGUGUACAUGGCAGAGAAAGCUCCACAGCCUACAGAGCACAGCUCCAGCAGGGGGCCCUCAGGUGGCAGGUCCACCCAGCAGAAGAGUGUGAUCAGGGGCCAGUGCGGAGAGGCAGAGGGGCCUCGGCUGCUGCCUGCUAAAGCCAUCCUAGGCUCCAGUGACAGAAGGCAAAGGGACACUUGCUCCCCCUGCUGUGAGAGGAAGUCUCUGCACGCUCAGACCGGGAGCACCGUGUGGUCCUGGGACUCCUAUGUGAGUGUGAAUGGUGUGUCUGUGGGCAGUGCAGAUGGGAGCCUCCAGGAGAGGCUGCUAUCCAGAGCCAGUCUCAGAGAAGAAGAGCGUUCUGGGGCAUACAGUGGGCCGUACUUUCCCCCCAAAGCUGUGGAAGAGCCUCCUGCUCGGAGCACUGCUGCCUCCCCCAGGCCCUGGGGUGUCCCAGACAAACUGCCCGGGACACUGCGCUCCUGGACGUCCACUGUCAGCAGGUAGAAAGGAUCCAACUGGCUUGGACUGGUCAUGCUGUGUGCUCCCUGCUCACUAUGGGAUGUUUCAGAGAAGCCUCUCUCAUCUCUCCUGUUUCUCUCCAUGUUUCUCUCAUCUCCAAUCUUUUUACAAGAGGAUUAUUACACCCACAACCUUAAGCAGAACUUUCACAGCUAUAGUAACCUAGAGUAUACAACCAAAUGCAGACUAUAGAAGCAAAGUUUAUGUUCAGCAGAGCAUUUGAAAUGGACACAUGUACACUUGUACCUUUAAAGGGGCGUCUUCACCAGGAUCACGUUAUUCAAACUCAAGAUACAGAUACAGAUUUGUCUGAAGGCAUUUCUUUGGGCUCAUUUUCUCUGUGCAGCAAAGACACUGAACAAGUCAUCUGAGAAAGAACCAGCGAUACAUCCAGAAAUGUGACCAAUGUGAGUCAUAGGCGUAUGCUAGCAGUGGGAAUGUCAUGCCUACCAAUAAAACAUAUACUGUAAAUGUAAAGUUGUGAAAAUAUGUACAUUUGAUAAUAUGGAGGCGUUGUUGUAGAUAAAAAGAGGAGCAAACUCACCGGGACAGUAUUUUAGGUCUAUUACUGUCAUGGCCUGGUCUAUAACUACAUAUCAAAACUGUGCGAGUCACCAAACCCAGUGCAUGAGUAUACAGCACUAUGUUAGACAGGGACCCGUGUCUUUAGCCCUAGCCUUUAGACAAGACGUCCUCUGUGGAGCGUUUUCAUGUCCAACUCACUUUAAUUCUGUCAAUGGGACUGCCGGAGCGCUUAGUAAGACCCAUGAUGUUCUCUAAGUUACAUAUCACCUCGCAGUCAUCGUGCAGAACUGUGCUGUAUUCAUUUUUGCUCAACAAACUUUGGUCUGCUCUGUGUUCCCAUUUCUGCGUAUGCCUUUUACUGUGCUAAGUGUACCAGACCACUGUGGGAGAGGGGCGUGGGAGUGGGGACAAAGAGGAGGACUGUGCUGGGGUGGGCCGGAGUGCCUUACUCAAACUAAUGCAGUUCAGUUUUGCUUUGUUUUUGAACUGAAAGCAACUUCAUGUGACAGUGCGCUGGGGCUCUGCAAUAACUCCAAUUUUAAUUUUAAUCAAGAUUGAAAUUCUCAACGACAUACCUGGGUGUUUUUAAUGACCUAUAGCCGAUCUUUUGUCAGUUAAAGCAUGUGGUUAGCAGCAGAGUAAAAAAUGUGUUAAAUUGAAAUGAUUAAAGGUGCACUAUGAACUUUUUCUGGUGGGGGGUCGGCUACCAUGGCAUGGAGAUGUUAUUGUGUUGCCUGCAAUGUUCCGCAGUAUGGCAUUCAACAUAUCUAUCCUGCAUUUAUUAAAUUACAAAUGUUUUUUUAUUGUACAAAAAUACUUUGAAACACAUUGAUUGGCUUGUCUCCAUUGAGAAAUAUUAUUUGAACACCAUGCUGUGGAAUAUUUAUAGACAUCUCCAUCAUAAAAAUUACAUAGUGAACCGUUAAAUGUCUUUAUUCAUUCAGGAAAUGAAUAUUUUUUUUAAAAAAUUGAUUUGUUCUUAAUAAGACAAAAUCAGAUUUAAAGGAACUGUAUGCAAGAUUUUGAUUAAACACAGCCUACCAAUGUCCCAGAUACAAGGUAAACAUGUUCUAAUCAAAUAUAGCUUUUACUGAUAAAAAUUCUAAUGCUGAUUUAUUCUUAGUUACAAAACCAUUGGACAUGAUGGCCAUCCUGCAAUAUAAGCUGCCCAUAUACUGGGAAUGAGGAAAACUUGUAUGUGUCCUUCAAAUGCAGGUUAAGGCACUGGCGACCCAGGUUCAGUUGUGAUUGUGGGAACAUUUUUUAAAAAUAAAAAAGAGCACAGGGUACACACAGCAUUUUUAAAAUCAAGAUUAAUCAAGAUUAAUCAAGAUCAAUCAAUACAAGGGAAAAAAGUAUUGAUGAAUUUUUUUGUCAUAUUCUCCAGCCCUACAGUGCACACACAUUGGCAGACUGUGGAACCCUCUGCUUAGGCUCAAAUCAAGCGAUACAUAUACAGUACAAGUCAAGCAGUGACCUGAUGCACUCUACACAGCUCUCAAAGACUGCCCUUUUUCCACAUGUUAAAGGGGAUUCAAUGUAGCUUGUACAACUCCAUUCUCUCUGAAGAAGUCAGUGAAGCAAUUAUCAAACCAUAUUCUGUGUUUUUUCCGAGCGCGUUCCACUCACACUGCUGCAAACGGCUCCAUCUCCCGCAAAUAUAAUUUCAGACCAAGCAUAAUUCAUCCGAAAACACAUUUUAUCAGCUGAAGAGUUGAAGCAUGCUGCUAAACUGAGCUAUGCGUUUUCUAUCUCCAUCAGUAAUCAGUCAAACAUUUGCUUUAUUCAAAUAGAAAAAUAGAGCUUUCAAGUAUUCAAGGUUGAGAUGUAAAAACAAAAACUGUGCUGUGACAAUUCUGUAGCCAAACUUAAUACACUGGGGGAGCAAAACUUGCAUUGUAUCAGAAUUCACAGACUCGAAUAGUGCAGUGCGGUGCGAAGGCUGUAGACAUGUUUUAUGGUACAAUGUGGAGAAAGGUGAAACUCGUGUCAUCUGUCUCUGUCCAGGCCACCCCCUUUGCCUGCCGUGAGUGAUUUUGUAAACAGAAAAGAAAAAAAUGGCUUUAUUUGUUAAGAAUGGAGCGUUCAUAACCCUCCCAUUGAGAUCAAGUAUAACUGUGUAGUGCUAAUUGUGUACUAUCCACCUUGUACAGCUGUAUUCCUACAAAUAUGGUUUACUGUAUCAUUGAUACUGUAGUUUCAAAGACGUGAACAACUAUUUUUAUGAAAUGCGACAGUACUGAUAUAUUACAUUUUGCUAAAAAACAAAAAACUUGUUUACUGAAAGAUAUUCUGAAAUACUGUCAAUAAACUCUUGACAUGGUGUAAAACA